Molecule: messenger RNA, 5075 nt
Organism: Numida meleagris (helmeted guineafowl)
Lineage: Eukaryota; Metazoa; Chordata; Aves; Galliformes; Numididae
Gene: CHD1L
Product: chromodomain helicase DNA binding protein 1 like
Exons: 23
Coding region: 59-2719 (886 amino acids)
Biological process (GO): chromatin remodeling; DNA repair
Cellular component (GO): nucleus
Molecular function (GO): DNA helicase activity; ATP binding; ATP-dependent chromatin remodeler activity
Source: RefSeq, a predicted model, not a curated record
CUCGGCCCGCCCGCGAGGCGGGGUCGGAGGGAUUCCCGCGCCGUGAGGGCUGUCGGCCAUGUCCCGCUUCUUGCAGGCGCUGUGCAGCGCCGGCCGGGCCCGGGCGGGAGGGCUGGGCGUGCAGGAGGAGGACGUGUCCCGCUGGGGGCUGACAGGCAUUAAGCUUCGUCCGUAUCAAUUAGAAGGCGUAAACUGGCUGGUGCAAUGCUACCAAGUCCAGCGUGGCUGUAUCCUGGGUGAUGAGAUGGGUCUUGGGAAGACUUGUCAGACUAUUUCUCUACUUCUUUAUUUGACAAAAAAAUUAACAAACAAAGAGAGAUCUCUGGUACUUUGUCCUCUGUCUGUUCUGAGCAACUGGAAGGAGGAACUGGAGAGGUUUGCUCCAGGUCUCUCCUUUGUGACGUACAUUGGCAGCAAGGAGGAGCGAUCCAAACUGCAGGAGAACCUGAAAAAGCAAUCUCACUUCCAUGUGCUCUUAACAACGUAUGAGAUUUGUCUGAAAGACGCAGCAUUUCUCAAAUUCUUUGACUGGGCUGCCUUGGUUGUAGAUGAAGCUCACAGACUGAAAAAUCAGAGCUCUCUGCUUUACGAGACACUUACUGAGUUCCCAGUCGGCUUCAGCCUGCUGCUCACAGGCACUCCAAUCCAGAACAGCCUCCAAGAACUGUACUCCUUACUCAGCUUUAUUGAACCUGAUAUUUUUCCUAGAAAACAAGUGAAAGAGUUUGUUGAGUAUUACCAAGCAAUUGAAAAGGAGAGUGAGCCAGCCAAAGAAUUGCACAGUCUUCUGCAACCAUUUUUGCUUCGAAGAGUCAAGUCUGAGGUGACUGCAGAGCUUCCAAAAAAGGUGGAAGUGGUUUUGUACCAUGGAAUGUCAGCUCUGCAGAGGAAGUACUACAAAGCUAUUUUGACAAAAGAUCUAGAUGCAUUUGAAGGUGGAACAGGAAAGAAGGUUACACUUCAGAAUGUCUUAACACAGCUUCGGAAGUGUGUUGCCCACCCAUACCUUUUCAAUGGUGUUGAGCCAGAGCCAUUUGAGAUUGGAGACCAUAUUGUUGAAGCCAGUGGCAAGCUAUGUUUGUUGGAUAAACUCCUUUCAUUCUUGUAUGCUGGUGGCCAUCGUGUCUUGCUCUUUUCUCAGAUGACUAAACUGCUUGACAUUCUGCAGGACUACAUGGACUAUAGAGGCUAUAGCUAUGAGCGGCUGGAUGGUUCCGUUAGAGGGGAAGAGAGGCACCUUGCCAUUAAGAACUUUGGUCAACAGCCCAUCUUUGUCUUCCUGCUGAGCACCAGAGCAGGAGGAGUUGGCAUGAACCUGACAGCAGCAGAUACAGUUAUUUUUACUGACAGUGAUUUUAACCCACAAAAUGACUUGCAAGCAAUAGCAAGAGCUCACCGGAUUGGGCAGCACAAGCCUGUAAAAAUUAUCCGCUUGAUUGGACGCGAUACAGUUGAAGAAAUAAUCUACCGAAGAGCUGCUUCCAAGCUUCGACUGACAAAUGCCAUUGUAGAGGGAGGUCAAUUUGCCUUGGGAGUGCACAAGCCUCAGGAAGCAUCAGAUUUACAGCUGAGUGAAAUCCUGAAAUUUGGCUUAGAUAAAUUGCUGUCCUCUGAAGGAAGUACUGUCCAGGAUGUGGAGCUGGAAAAUAUCCUUGGAGAGACAAAAGGAGGGAAGUGGGUAAUGGAUGUUGUUCUGCCAUGUGAAGAAGAGAGGAAAGAGGAUGAUACAGAAAAUCACAUAUAUGUGUAUGAAGGCAAAGAUUACUCAAAAGAACCCAGCAGAGAAGACAAAAAAGCAUUUGAUCAGCUUUUGGAUCUCCAGAAAGCCUUGACCGAAGAGACCAGUAAAGAAGGGAGAGCUCUCCGGAACAAAGCAAAUAUCCUUCUUACAGGCCUUCGGGAACAGUCAACCAGGAGGAAACACUUCCUGAGCACAGAGGAGCUGGAGGCUAGGAGGAAGAAGCGCCAAGAAGCAGCUGCAAAGAGAGCAAAGCUUAUGGAGGAAAGGAGGAAGGCAAAAGCAGAGGCAGAGCACAUGAAAAAGAUGGCCUGGUGGGAGUCAAAUCAUUACACAUCUACCUGUCUCCCUUCAGAGGAAAGUGAGUCUGGGGAAGAGUUUGAGGAGGGAGAGGCUGGGCUGAAUGUGGAUUUGGAUUACAGAGAUGUGGACCUGAACUGUAUCAAGUACGUCAUGGGAGAUGUCACCCACCCCAAAGCAGAUGAGGAGGAUGCCAUCAUUGUCCACUGCCUAGAUGACUCUGGCCGCUGGGGAAGGGGUGGUUUAUUUACAGCUCUGGAGGCUCGUUCUGAUCAGCCAAGAAAAAUAUAUGAAAUGGCAGGGAAGAUGAAAGACCUGCAGUUAGGAGGAACCUUGUUAUUCCCCAUUGACGAUAAAAAAUCCAGGAAAAAAGGACAAGACUUGUUGGCCUUGAUUGUAGCUCAGCACCGAGAUCGCUCCAACAACUUAUCUGGCAUUAAGCUGUCUGCUUUGGAAAAGGGCCUGAAGAAGAUUUAUUUAGCAGCUAAGAAAAGGAAUGCAUCAGUGCACUUUCCACGUAUUGGGUAUGCGACAAAAGAUUUCAACUGGUAUGGUACUGAGCGGCUCAUCCAGAAGUACUUGGCAACACGGGGUAUCCCCACACUCAUAUACUACUUUCCUAGGAAUAGAGGGUCUGCUUCACAGCCAUCUUCGUCAUCGAUAACAGUCUCAAAGCCAUGAAGAUGCAAAAUUUUAUUGAGAGACACGCACAAAAACCAAGGAUCUUUUAAACUUCAUGUAAAUAGUCUUCAGUGUGCAUCCACUUCAGAAACAUAUCUUACACAGCCAUUUCUUAUCUCUGUAUCUCUCUGCCUUUAUUGGUCAUAACAUUUAUAGAUUGUCAGUGGCUCUAGAGUGGAAUUACGCUGCUUCAGAGUUCAGAGAGACUUGGGAUGAAGAUGUUGGCUCAAUCCUAAAUCUGUUUUGAAGAUGGAAAAUUAAACUUUCACUGAUGGUCAGUUGUUAUCUCUUACAUUAUUUUAUUGCUGGGGCCUGGAAUACAGUAUCAUUUGGCCACUUUUUUUUCGUCUCUUUCAGAUUUCAUCCCUUGUCACACUGUACUUUUCUUCACCAGCUUUUAAUGGUUUCUUGGGACUGUCUAACUACACACAAACUUCUCAGUGGAAGGAAGGUGUCUCUAUUAAUGUCACCACAUGAUACCUGCACAGUGUAAACUGUUAUAUAUUGUUCCAGUUCCCCAGAAGCCCAAUUGACUUGCAUUUGUUCAAAUAUAAAAUUUAACCACAUAAUGAUGCACUUACAAUCUAGCAGAAUUCUGACCAGAAUUCUUGGCAGAGGCUUACAAGGCUGCUGAAAUUUGAGACUGGUUUUGUAAAUGACAACCUUCCCACAACUGCUUUUGCAUUACACAGUUCUUUGACUGCUACAGCUGUCGUGCAAAACCAGUUCCUCAUUUGCUGGCCAGAAUGCUGUGUGAAAGGUACCACGACCCUCUAAUCCAAUUAAAGGAAAUCUUAAUGCAGGUUUUUUGAUGUUGCCUUUACUCUGUUGCACAGAUCUUUCCUGAUUUUUGUGCUAUUGGCACUGUUGGCUUUAGCAACAACAGUAGCUCUUGUAGCAGGUGUUUUGUCCAGAAAGAAAGACAGUGAAGUGCCAAACUUAAUUCAUUGGUAAGCUCGGCUUCCAAAAGGAAGUCACCCCACAAGCAAUGGAAAGUAUGUCUUUAAAUAUCUAAUUGCCAACACACUUUUCACUUGUUGAAUUUACACUGCCUCUGAAGCAAUAUCUGGUUACUUAACAUCAAGCUUGACAUUUUACAUGGCUCAUCUGGCUGACUGAUGUGCUCCACGCUUUGAAGGAGCACCAGGAAAGCUGAAGUGAUUCAUUAUCUUCUUUGACCCUGCUGAAACUAGUGCUGCAAAGCCUCACUGUGGGUAAGACCUUUCCUUCGGCUUCUCAGAGGAAUAAUCCUUGUGCAUUUGGCAAAGGGCUUGUGGGAUCAGAGUCUGACUGUGAAGUGUUUCUGGGGUGAAAAGUGGUGAAUAGAUGUACAGGACGUUGUUCACUCCUUAGGUGAACUGGCACUCUUCCAGCUGGCCGGCUGGUGGCACUGUUAAUCAGCUGCAGCGGCACACGUUGCUCUUCGGCCUCCUCUCAGAGAGCAGGGCCAUGAACUCCUGCCUGGAAAAAUACUACCUCUUUGCCAGAAUGAGAGUGUCAGUUAUGCUUUUCUCUUGGUUAGCUUCAGUGAACGCUUAAUAUGUAAUUUCGGCCUGAAGACUCAAGGCUCUGUUCCUCUACCUCUUAAUUUCCUAGUGUUCCAGCGUGUGCAGAUUUGUUCCUCGGCCACAUGUGCACCUGUGGCCAAGUCUUAGCCCAGCUACAGGUUCUCUGGCCACCAUGCAGUUACAUGUGGCCGAAGUUUGUAAGUACUGAGCAUACCCUGUACAACCACUACAGCCAGGUAUUCCUAUUUGAGACCUCAUGCUUUCCUUUGUUUCUGUGAGAAGUUGGGGCUCUGCCCCUUUCCUGUGCCCCCACCCUUUAGCACAUCUGACUGGAGUUAUUAAGGAGAGGAGGGCAUGAUUACUUAGCUAUUAAUGUCCCUUGCCCUCUAAGGUAAGGUACAUGGGGGGUUGAAUGUAUCCUGUCAUGUGCAGAAGAUGGUCUGCAGGGCAGAUUCUAGUCCUCUAACUUACAGACAAGUCAGUCAACAGACAUUGUUUUCCCCUUCUACUCUUCUUGGCUUGUGAUCUACCUUAUCUUUUGCUUUUAAAUCUACCUAGGAUGUGUUUCUGGAGUGGUAUUUUUUCCUUUUUGAACAAUAGUCUUCAAGUCUACAGAACCCAAAGGAAAGUUCUACCUUCAACUGCCUUAAAAUUGAAGUAAGAUCUCAGCUGAAUCCUGAACUGAGUUUUGUAGGAUCUCUGCCAAAUGAAGCUUUCCUAGUUUGCUACCCACCACCAUUUCUUUUAAUUUGGGCAGACAUUGUGUAUUUUGGAUGAUGAAUUCCGUAAAGGGCUCUGUAGCUUUUUUGCUAGUUGCUAUGCAAAAUAAAUGUCAUGCUGUUUCUUCA